AUGAUGAAGAACUACACCGCACUACUAGCUCUCUCAGCAAUUGGAGUAUGCGCUCAUGGCGAAGAGGCGAGCACAGAGAUGGGCCCAGCUGCCUUUUUGUGGCCACCCGAUCGUCUCUGGGGUGCAGCAUAUGACAACAGCGCCCCGUGUGGCUCAUCAACUGGGGCCGUGAACCGAACAAACUUUCCACUGAUCAACGGCAAACUCGCACUUGUACUCCAGGACGAGUCAUGGAAUGUACAGGUUGCGAUCUCUCACAAAAGCAGUAAGAUAGCACGAUCAUUCUCAUCUAUCCUGACUAACUCUCUCUCUCUCUCUCUCUCUCUCUUAGACCCAACUACCAAUGCCGAUUUCGAGCCCUUCAUUGACGGCUCGAGCCUUUCCGAUGUCGAGCCAGGACAUGAAUGCUACUCCGUCCCCAACCCAUCUGUUGAUGUGGAAGAGGGAGCGAACGCUACUUUCCAGAUCAAAUACACCUCGGAUUUCGAUGCCGACAAAAAUGAAACCUAUUACGCAUGCGCAGACGUCACUUACGUUGCGGCGAGCAAGUUCACCUACCAAGUCCCUUGUUUUAAUGUGACAACAGACGAGUUCGCCGAGGUGACGACCACGGCCGCCGCCAGCUCUACUGCCACUGCAAAGUCGGAUACAUCCAAGAAUACCAGUACCACGAGCGAAAAGAAUUCUGGUAUUUCAGGGGGCGCUAUUGCGGGCAUUGUGGUUGGGUCAGUGGCUGGAUUGGCUAUUGGGCUUGCCUUGCUGUUCUUCUAUAGAAGACUUCUGCAGAAGUAUCGCUUCUUCCGACAGAAGGCAUCCACUCGGAAUGUGGACUGGAGUGAGGAGGCUGCUAAUCACAAAAUGGAGGAUGAGACUUCGAUUGGGCUUCGCAAGAUUAGAUGA
Molecule: messenger RNA, 900 nt
Organism: Penicillium robsamsonii
Lineage: Eukaryota; Fungi; Ascomycota; Eurotiomycetes; Eurotiales; Aspergillaceae
Exons: 2
Coding region: 1-900 (299 amino acids)
Source: RefSeq, a predicted model, not a curated record